AUGACAGGAAGCCAAGACCAAUUGAGCCAACGCAAUGGGCUAGGAGCCGACCUAAGAGAUCAGUUGAAUCGGAGAAGCACCCGAAGCCGGGAAGACGAUGCAACACCGCCACCGACACCUCAGAUAAAUCCACAGCCGACUGCGGUACCGCUCACCCCGGAUCAGCUACACGCAAUUGGACGUGCCUUCGCCGAAGCAAGUCGGGGAAUACGGGAGCAAUCCGCUACUCGGGUACCGCAACAAGACCCCCCACCGCCGCGAUGGCCGAACAAUCAACAAUCAACCCGCCGGGCGGUGAGUCAACCUGUCCAGUCCGUUCAUUCCCGGCUAGGCCCUGGUGUCGAGCGACGGUCAGCAAGAGAACGACUAGGGCGAAGGGAACCCCUCCGCGCUCCGGUAGAAACUCACGGCCGGCAGAGAGCACGUGAGCGUAACCGUGCGGGGAAAGGCCGGACGGCGGCUCGCCGCGUGGAGCAGUCCGCCCGAGACCAUGACCAACCCGCCGAGUCAGAGGUUGGCGAAAGCGCGGAGUCGACAGGAAACCACACCCAUGAGAGGGUCGAAAUGGCAAACCUCGCCCAAGAGGUAAGAAAUCUGAAAGAGCAGGUAGAAGGGAGAACCAAGGCCCCCGGUCGAGCGCUGCUGACCUUGUUACCUUUCUCCGCCGAGAUCAUGGCCUUCAAAAUACCGGGCGACUUCAAGUUCCCGGAACAAGCCACGUUCGACGGAUCAGGCGACCCGCGGGAACAUCUAUUGAGCUACCAGGCCAAAAUGCAGGUCUGGGGAGUACGGGACCCGGUCAUGUGCCGCGCCUUCCUGCCCACGUUAAAAGGGGCCGCGCAAAGGUGGCUUGUAGGACAACCCCCGGGGUCGAUUCACAGCUUCGAAGAGCUGGCGGACCGCUUCAUGAGCCACUACGCCGCUAACAUCAAACAACAGAAAGACUUGACUCAUUUGGGCGACAUCCAUCAGGAUGAGGGCGAAUCCUUAAAAGCCUAUCUGGCUCGCUGGCAAAAGGAGAUCCAGUCGAUAGAAGAAGUGGAGGAUCAAACAGCACUCACCUUCUUCAUCGAAUCUUUGCGGUCCGGACAACUAUACCGGGACCUGAGGGACAACCGUCCGGCGACAUACGCAGACGCAAUCCAGAUGGCCAACAAGAGAGCCAACACAGAACAGGCUAUAAAGCACAAACGACAACGUGAGGUCGGCGGAUCUGCCAGUGGAAAAAGGACGCGGGCCGAGACCAGAGAGAGACGUUCAGACGUAGCUCGGCGGCCUGAGGCCAGGCGACCGUACGACCGCCCCAUCGUCCACACUUAUCGCCCGGCUCCAGAGCGGCCGGUCCAUGAGGUACAAGUGGUCGCCCCGCCUCCACCUCCGCCGAUUGACGAUCGUGCAGCGAGCGAGGAUACUGGUAAGACUUCUAAAUAUUGUCGAUAUCAUAAAUCUUACACUCACAGCACGGAAGAAUGCUUCUACUUAAAGAAGAUCAUGGAGGGGAUUAUCCAGCAAGGAACUCCGCCUCCUAACCAAUGGAAGCGAAGGUCGACCAGUCGAGGAGACGAGGGGCCUUCCGCCGACGCAGAAAAUAGCCGGGGCAAGCAGCCGGUCUCCGAGGAGGACGAAGCCCAAUGGCGCCAGAAGCCAGUCAUUAACAUGAUAGUCGGCGGGCCAGAAGGCGGCGAUUCCGCAAAUACCCGGAAAGCCUGGGCUCGGCAACUAUAUGUCGGAACGGUCUACGGCCGGGAGGAGAGCUCCAAAAAGAUAUGCCGGGAGCCCAUCGUGUUCACCGAUAAAGACUUGCCAGCCGGGGAAACCCCGCAUCGAGACGCGUUGGUCAUCGCCAUGGAUAUCAACGGUGUAGUUGUUCGCCGGAUUCUGGUUGACACCGGGAGUAGUGUCAACGUACUGUACCUGGAUACCUUUACUAAGAUGGGGCUGACCCGAGAACAGCUCAGACCCGUGAACACCCCUCUCGCCGGCUUCACUGGAGACUCAGUGGAAGCGGAAGGGUCCAUCACUCUUCCUGUGGAGAUCGGCAGUUAUCCGGAUGUACAGAAGUUGAGCAUGAAGUUCAUCGUGGUCGAUCUAGCCUGCUCGCACAAUGCCAUACUCGGCCGCCCGGGUCUGGAAGACCUUGGAGCCUUAAUCUCAAUUGAACACCUGUGCUUGAAGUUUCGCACGCCGAACGGAAUAGGAACAGUGCGUUGUGACCGCAAGGUCGCCCGCGACUGCUACCUACAAGCGUGUAGAGGAAUGGGCAAACGUGGGAUGCAGGUCCAUGAGAUCACUGAGAGGCCCCCUAAGAGAACCGUGAUACCUCGCCCAGAGCCGGCCGUCGAGCUAGAGGAGGUCGAGAUUGACCCAGCACAGCCAAGCAGGCGAGUAAGAAUUGGAGUCGGCCUUCCGGAGAAGUUAAAAGGGGAAAUCAUGAAAGUGCUCCAGGAGCACCGACUGGUUUUCGCCUGA
Messenger RNA from Ipomoea nil (Japanese morning glory), 2469 nucleotides. RefSeq lists its product as uncharacterized. The coding region runs from base 1 to 2469 and encodes 822 amino acids. The record is from RefSeq and is a predicted model, not a curated record. NCBI's taxonomy places the organism in Eukaryota, Viridiplantae, Streptophyta, Magnoliopsida, Solanales, Convolvulaceae. The transcript has a single exon.